AUGAUGGCCGAAACGACUGGCGAGGAGCAGCCCUCGUACAUCGAUUACGAAACGUUCCUGGCACCCAGCUUCGACCCAUGUGCUUUUGCGAACACGCUCGUCCAUUCUACCAAUGAUCCGAACGACACGCCGCUAGACCUGUCCACGCCGUUGUCUAGGGUGCUGUUUGACAUUCAAGAAAUCGACUCACACAUCGACCUCCUCACUGCCCGCUCCGCCAUUCCUCUGCUCGCGCACACGAAAGAGCAGACAGAGAAGAGCACCCGCGUGCUCGGCGAGCUCGAGCCACAGGUGCAGUCACUUCAAGAUAGUUACAAGCGACUGGAGAAAGAGGUAAUCCAGAAACAUGCCGAGGCGGACGAGGUCCGCCGGGUGGUUGUGCGGUUGUGGGACACCUUGCGGCUCGGUCGAUCAGUUGGCCGCUGCCUGCAGCUUGGCCGACAGCUGGAGGUGCAGCAUGCAGAACUCGCGGCAGGCGAUGCUUCGAGGAGAACAGACGACAGCCACCAAGCGCUGGUGCGCUGUGCACACACAAUUCUGUCUCUGCGGGAGAUCCUGCAGCAGAAGGCGCCGAGCGAGGAGGGCUACGGCCUGGACAAGGUCAACGCCAUCCGCACUCUGCAAGCCUCUGUCGUGGGGCCCGUCCAGACGUCUGUCCAGGAGACGGCCGAGCGGAUUAUCCGCGAGUUUUCGCUGGGCUCAACAGGUGGCUCGCUGACCUUUGCACAGUCAGAGGAGGCCAAAGCACGCACCGUGUCAGCACUGACGGCCCUGUAUCUGGUCUCGCCGACGGCGCUGGCCCGGAACGAGACGUGGUCGCCGGCGACGAUGCUGCAUGCGUUGGAGUCCUACCUGCGUGCUGCGCUGCAGAGCAGUAUCAGUGGCCUGGCUCGCUCGCUGGCAGCGCUGCCGUCGCUGGAACGUACGCUUGGCGAGGUCAGCGCACGCUGCCAAAACGUCGUCACCCUGGAGGGCCUGCUCAAAUCUACUCCAGUGCCACCACAUCCGUUGCGAGCGCUCCUAACGAUCCCGGCCACAUCCGCGGCUGUCGCAGACAAUGCCAACCUGCUGCAUCCGCUUUUGGCUCGGCUUGAGACCGGCUCAUUGGCCUCAUAUUUUUGGCGGACGCUAGCUAGCAAUCUGUCGGCACGGGUGCAGGACAUUAUGAACCGGGGCGGCGUGUCGGCGCGGACGCUGCGCACGAACAGGAAUAGCGUAGGCGAGGCCAUACGGGAGUGCGUCCUCCGAGGUGUGCUGCCGGCUGGGAACACGGCCGCAAGUAACAGGGCCGGCGGCAGCGGCAAGGCGGCCGUUUGGGACCGGGAGGUUGCCGUCAUGAUGGGCAGUGUGAUCGGAAACCUCGGCCGAUGA
Grosmannia clavigera kw1407 is the source of this 1371-nucleotide messenger RNA. RefSeq names its product golgi transport complex component. NCBI's taxonomy places the organism in Eukaryota, Fungi, Ascomycota, Sordariomycetes, Ophiostomatales, Ophiostomataceae. The transcript has a single exon. Gene Ontology annotation, biological process: intra-Golgi vesicle-mediated transport. Bases 1 to 1371 code for a protein of 456 amino acids. The record is from RefSeq and is a predicted model, not a curated record. Gene Ontology annotation, cellular component: COG complex.